Molecule: messenger RNA, 1679 nt
Organism: Protopterus annectens (West African lungfish)
Lineage: Eukaryota; Metazoa; Chordata; Ceratodontiformes; Protopteridae
Gene: NSL1
Product: NSL1 component of MIS12 kinetochore complex
Biological process (GO): mitotic sister chromatid segregation
Cellular component (GO): kinetochore; MIS12/MIND type complex
Source: RefSeq, a predicted model, not a curated record
UUUUAUACUCAGACGAAAGUGACUUUGCAUUCCUGAUUUAAAAAAAAUCGCUAAUAGGAAUUGCUGAAAGUGCAUUACACAACAACGUUUGUAGCUUAAAUACUAGUAACUUGGUCGUGGACCGUCCUUUUUUGGUAACAUAUCUCGGGCUGAACCUCAAUUAACUGUUAAGGACUGACACUAUUGUGAAAAUGCUUCCGCUUCCGGGAUAGUCGUUUAAGGGUUGAAGAAAAUGGCGCUAUUGGAAAGUAGUAAAGAGUUGGAAAGGAACCAGGAUGAAAGUUUUCCAGAUCUGUUGAAAGAUGGGUGUAAUAAACAGAAUGGGAGUCCCAAGAGUAAAUACUGGCAGCCACAAAGCAGUGCUGACAUUGGAGAAGAUGCAGGAACUUCGGCAUGCAGGCGAGAUCCAAGGGUCCGCUGUUUUUCCCAGCGCUUGUUACUAAAGUUGUUGGAAAAUUCUGAUCUCUUGACUUCUUUACUGGAUAGACAGAAACACUUGUCUGAGGACAGGAAAGCAAUAGCUCUAAAACAGUUAAAAUUGGAUUUCGAGAUGGCUAUCCAAGAUAAUGUAACUAUAAAUGGUGAACCAUGGCAACAAACUUCAGAGAAAAUGGAUCAUCUCACUGGCCAUGACUUCAAAGCUCUAGAGGAUCAGUUUGAUGAAAACAUUGUUGAGACUACUACUAAAAGGAAACAGUAUCCAAGAAAGAUUGCCGCACAUUUCAUUAAAAUUUUGAAAACGGAACGUGAAAUGAUGUUUCCAGGAUGACAGAACUGGUCAGUUAUGCAUCCUCAACUGCCAGACAGACUACAGCGUCUAUGAAGUCUUUGUUGGCAUUACUGCAGAAGGCUGAAGGACUGUCCCAGGCAUUGAGCAUUCAACCUGCCUUGAACGUAUCAAAAACACACAAAGCUGUUUUUAAAAGACUGCGGGUAAGAGAGAGAGAGCAAAUGAAUGGCUUCUUUACCCAGUCACAGACGACACAGUCAGACAUGGACUCAAAAGGGAAAUUGCAAACAUGCCUACAGAAAAAAAGGAGGUUGACAGAAUCUGCUCAGGGCAGAAUUUACCAUCGGAGGUCGACAAAAACAAUUAAUUUGAAAGGAUGAAAAAAAAUUCUAUUCCUUCUGUUAAAGUAGCCAGUUUUGUGCUAGAGUAUUCCAGCUCAAUAUGUUGUGCGUUUUUUGCACCUUGUGGAGGAAAGUUCUGGAGCAGUCAACUGUUGUACUGGAAGUUAAUCAGCCUGUUUGCAAGAUGACAAGUGGGAUGUCUUGUGAAUGGAGUGUAGUAUGCAUUUUUUAUAUCUUUGGCAUACAGGCUGCCAUGUACGAUUACAGUUAACUGGUAAAGCAGUUACAUUCUUCUGCAAUGUAACCUUCAUGUGUAGCACAUCCCAUUCACCAUUUCUCUUAUUAAAUUAUUUUUGAUGUUUCAUAAACAUGGAAUUAUUGCAAAAUGUUAUCUAUUUGACAGUGGUAUUUUUAACACUUGGGUGCUUAAUACUGUAGUAUUCAUAGUCACUGUAUUGGUCUCAAUGUUUUGGAAGUCCUUAGUAUCCUAGAGUUUAACUGCUGCAUGUAUUUAAAAUGGGUACAGAACUGAGACGAUGAAACAAAAUAUAACCUUUGGAACUAACUGAAACAAAAGCUCAAGUCAGUAAAGACUCUAUCGAUGACAA